AUGGAUGUCGAUACAAAGAUGACCGAUGCCUCCGAUGUGGAUGUGGUGUCGCGACUUCUGGAGCUGCCCGGUGAACUGCGCAACCACAUCUACAGCAUAAUCGUCGCAGCAGAAGAAGCUCGAGGAGUCAAGCUGCACCGCAAGCGCCGCGGCCGCUCUCAACACUCGAAACAUGCUCUGAGAGACCGUCACCCUAGUCGCCAAUUCCUCGGCCUUGCUCAGACGAACCAACUAUUCCGCUCCGAGUUCUGGCCGCUUUACACGAAAGCCCACCGCCCUAUCAUUAACAUCGAAGAGCUUGCCGAGUACCUUGAGGUUGUUCCGCACUCUGACGAAUAUAUCAAUAGCUCUAUCAUUACUACUCUGGAAGCCGUGCGCCUCCUCAAGACACCCAAAGCCGUUGAAGCUCCUGGUAUCGAUAUUCGGCCUCUUUUCCGCAUGAAGUGGAAAUCGUUCCCAUUCAUCAAGAUGACUGCGAGAAAGGGACAGACUAUCCUUGUCGAACAAUUGGAGGAUAUCUCGGAUGAUGUGUGA
Molecule: messenger RNA, 534 nt
Organism: Alternaria metachromatica
Lineage: Eukaryota; Fungi; Ascomycota; Dothideomycetes; Pleosporales; Pleosporaceae
Exons: 3
Coding region: 1-534 (177 amino acids)
Source: RefSeq, a predicted model, not a curated record